GCUGGAGGAGAGCACUGCGCAGGCGCAACGGAGACUGGCAGCGACAUCGGGGCUACAGAUGGAGCCGUCCGGCGGGGAGCAAGAGCCGGGGGCCGUCAGGCUCCUGGACCUGCCCUGGGAGGACGUCCUGCUCCCGCACAUCCUCAGCCGCAUCCCCUUGCGGCAGCUGCUCCACCUGCAGCGCGUCAGCAAAGCUUUCCAGGCGCUCGUACAACUGCACCUGGCGCGCCUGCGCAGCUUUGACUCGGCACAGGUGGGCCCCCAGGUCCCGAGGGCAGCCCUGGGCCGGCUGCUGCGUGACUCGGAGGGGCUCCAGGAGCUGUGCCUGGAGUCGUGCCGUGACUGGCUGUCCGAUGAAGACCUGGAGCCGGUGCUGAGCCGGAACCCCGGGCUGCGGCGCGUGGGACUGGCGGGCUGCGGGCGCCUCAGCCGCCGGGCCCUGGUGACGCUGUCCUUGAGCUGCGCGCAGCUGCGCUGCCUCUCGCUAGCCCACUGCGACUGGGUGGACGGACUGGCCCUGCGGGGCCUCGCCGACCGCUGCCCGUGCCUAGAGGCCCUGGACCUCACGGCGUGCCGACAGCUCAGGGACACGGCCGUGACCUACCUGGCCCAGCACCGCGGGGCCCAGCUCCGAUCCCUCUCCCUGGCUGUCAACGCGAAUGUGGGGGAUGCCACAGUGCAAGAGCUAGCCCGGUGCUGCCCACAGCUCGAACACCUGGACCUCACCGGCUGUCUCCGAGUGCGGAGUGACGCCAUCAGGACCCUGGCAGAGUAUUGCCCACGGCUGCGCUCACUUCGGGUACGUCACUGUCAUGAUGUGGCUGAGUCCAGCCUGAGUGCCCUGAGGAAACGUGGUGUGGACAUUGACGUGGAACCACCCCUGCAGCGGGCCCUUGUCCUGUUACAGGAUGUUGUGGGCUUUGCUCCCUUUGUCAACCUGCAAAUCUGACCAAUCAGUGAAGGGUGGAGGAUUGGGGGUUUGGUGAACACAGCUGGACUGUGGAUCUGGGAACACCCUUCGCUGGGGGGC
This is a messenger RNA of Trichosurus vulpecula (common brushtail), 1030 nucleotides long. RefSeq names its product F-box and leucine rich repeat protein 15 (gene FBXL15). The record is from RefSeq and is a predicted model, not a curated record. The coding region runs from base 59 to 949 and encodes 296 amino acids. Gene Ontology annotation, molecular function: protein binding. The transcript has 4 exons. Lineage: Eukaryota; Metazoa; Chordata; Mammalia; Diprotodontia; Phalangeridae.